UCAGACCCUAGUUUUUGACGUGUCCUGAACACUGACCUAUACAACAGAUUUAGGUAUUCAAUAAAAAAAAAUUGAAAUGUAGUGUCAAAUACAAGUGGUUUAGUUAGUGGGACUUGAAAUCUUAAACUGAAAGGACUGCAAAUUAAGGCUCAUAAGGCUACACAAUGUGGUCACUUCUUCUCUGUCUGCCACUGCUUCCCUCCAUUGCACUUUCUCUGGACCUUCAACCCCACAACGAGACGGCCGCUGCAGCGUUUACAGCCACAGACCUGAACCAUGAUGGUCAUAUCGAUAAACCAGAAAUAGAGAACCUUUUCAAGUUGUUUGAUACGAACCACGACGGCCGGGUCAGCGGGGAUGAGUUCAUGGCGACUGUGCGUAGCCACCAGCACGACGCGCGGAUCAACUUCAUCUUCUGGAGCCUGUUUAACAUUUAUGACAUCACCAACAACAACGUCGUGGACCACAUUGACAUUGACCGCCUGUUUGCGCUGAUUGACAGGAACGGGGACAAUGUCGUCAGCCGACAAGAGUAUACCCAGUACUUCGCUCAUCAAUUUGAACUAAUGGAUAAAGAAAUUUAAGUGUGGAAAAAACAUUGUGCACAAUCAGUCCAGCACUUUCUUCACAAUUCCAGAUCAUAGUUACAGCAGCUUUGUAUUUCUCUAUAUGUAUGAUGUCAAAUAAGAAGCCAAUACAAUAAAAUUUAACAUUCAAAAAUA
Molecule: messenger RNA, 722 nt
Organism: Biomphalaria glabrata
Lineage: Eukaryota; Metazoa; Mollusca; Gastropoda; Planorbidae
Exons: 4
Coding region: 165-584 (139 amino acids)
Molecular function (GO): calcium ion binding
Source: RefSeq, a predicted model, not a curated record